CUCCCCCCAGUGCGCGUCCGGCGGCCGGUGUGACUCGCUGUCCCGGCAUGCCGCCGGGCCGGGCGGAGCGGGGCGGGAGCGCGGGCGAGGGAGGCUGAGGGGGCUCGCGCCGCGCACGGGGCCGCUGCCGCCGCCAUAGUGGGAGCCGCGGUCACUGGCUCUGGUUGAGGAUUCAGAAUGGGAGACAAGCCUAUCUGGGAGCAGAUUGGAUCCAGCUUUGUACAACAUUACUACCAGCUUUUUGAUGCAGACAGGACUCAGUUAGGAGCAAUAUACAUUGAUGCAUCAUGCCUUACGUGGGAAGGACAGCAGUUCCAGGGCAAAGCAGCCAUUGUUGAAAAACUCACUAGCCUCCCUUUCCAAAAAAUACAACACAGCAUCACAGCACAAGACCACCAACCUACACCUGAUAGCUGUAUACUCAGUAUGGUAGUGGGACAGCUUAAGGCUGAUGAAGAUCCUAUCAUGGGAUUCCACCAGAUAUUUCUAUUAAAGAACAUCAACGAUGCCUGGGUUUGCACCAAUGACAUGUUCAGGCUAGCACUGCACAACUUCGGCUGAGCUGUCCAUCCCGAGGCACCCGGGCUUUUUUUUUUUCCUUUUUCUUUUUUCUUCCUUUUUUUUUUUUUUUUUUUUUUUUUUUUCUUUCUUCCCCCCAUUUUCCUCCUCUCCUCUUAACUGGUAUUAUUCACACUCACGGAACAUUCCAAAUAUCAUACACAAACCUGCAGCACUGCAGAGCGUGAGCAAGCAAGACUUGUGACCUGCCCUUCUGCUGAGUUUACAUUGUCACUAGAUGAGUUUCUUGUGCAUGAUGUUUGGAAGUUAGACUUAGCUGCAUUUGAUAAGAGAAAUUUGUGUUGUACCAGCAUGCCUCGGAAAGAACUUAUAAUGCAAAGGUUGUUGUUUAUGUACUGACAAGAUGCUCUAUAACCCAAAGAAAUGAAAGAACAGCAGCCUGUACAGCCCAGUUAUUGAUUUGUCAAAUGUUUCAAUGCUACAUUACACAAUAAAACAGAGAUUUUCUUAAAAGUUUAAA
Prinia subflava (tawny-flanked prinia) is the source of this 1039-nucleotide messenger RNA. RefSeq names its product nuclear transport factor 2 (gene NUTF2). The transcript is spliced from 5 exons. Gene Ontology annotation, cellular component: nuclear pore central transport channel. The record is from RefSeq and is a predicted model, not a curated record. Gene Ontology annotation, molecular function: nuclear import signal receptor activity. Bases 178 to 561 code for a protein of 127 amino acids. Gene Ontology annotation, biological process: protein import into nucleus. NCBI's taxonomy places the organism in Eukaryota, Metazoa, Chordata, Aves, Passeriformes, Cisticolidae.